This is a messenger RNA of Tarenaya hassleriana, 1286 nucleotides long. RefSeq lists its product as uncharacterized. Bases 64 to 1200 code for a protein of 378 amino acids. The transcript has 2 exons. Lineage: Eukaryota; Viridiplantae; Streptophyta; Magnoliopsida; Brassicales; Cleomaceae. The record is from RefSeq and is a predicted model, not a curated record.
UCCAAGUGCAGACAAAACGACGGAAAAAAAGCAGUCGAGAACGAGAGGAGGAAGAAGAAGAAGAUGAUGUCCAGGAGACCCGCAUCUAGUCCGGGUCGGGUCGAGAAGUAUCCACCGCCAUUGAUGCGGUUCUUGAGGAGCAGUAGCAUCGGCGUUGGCGCCAUCAGCAGAAGCCGGAGCCGGAGCAGAGGAAGGUCGCGCUCGAGCCCUCUGUUCGUCCGGCGGAGCAAGAGCUCCUCCGCCGCCGCCGUCGCCGCUUCCGCCGCAGUGAACCAAGAACCGUCGUCUCCGAAAGUCACUUGCAUGGGACAAGUCCGAAUCAGGCGAUCCAAGCCGCAAACCCGACCAGGGUCAAAUGUAGACCCGACCCGUCGCUGCAAGUGGAUCCGAAACGCCUUACUCCGCCGUCGAUUCGCCGGGAAACUCAAGACAUGGUCUUUUAAUCGCGCUUGGACCAAGUGGGCAUCAUUCUCGAUUCCAAAGUUCCGGCGAAACUCGAAGCGUAAGGAGAAUUCUCCGGGAAACGAACCGAGUCCUCGGGUCGACCCGGAUUCAGUUAGGGACAACGGUCGAGAAUCACACGAGGGAGAAGAUGAAUGGGAGAAUUACAGAAACCCUAGAAGAAUGUUUGUAUCUCCGGCUUCGACGCCGCCGAGAAACGCAUUGUUGUUGACCAGAAGCAGAUCUGCUCCGUACAGAUCGUCAUCACUGGCUUUCAGAUUCUGGGAGUCCGAUAGCCAACGGGAAACAGAGGAACCAAACAGCAGAGAAGAAGCAGAGGAAGAAGAUGAAGACGGAGAGCGAAAUUUCCGGUCGGAAGGAGAGUCCAUUGACUCCAUUUCGAGAAACUCGGUUCAGGAUCCGGAACCUGACACAGUAACCGCCGGAAAAACCGAAGAAGACGACGCGAAAUCUGAGAAGAAGGAAGAAACAGACAAAGAGGCGUCGGAGUCAGGGAUUGUACGGACGCCGGCGCUUGGUCGGAGCAAAUCGGGGCCGGCGAGAAUCGGGGAGAAGACGGCAAGGGGAUGGCUUCUGGAUGAAGUAGAAGGCUGUGAAUUCCGUCGCUCUCCUCCCCCCGAACUGCUUGAAAUAUUCGAACAUGACCAGCAGAGAUCCAAAACUCGCGUAAUCAGAUACGCUGAAGAUUUUCUCUCAGAAGUUGGUUUGUUCCUCGAAUCAGAGAUUCUCCCUCCCUAGAUCUGAGCAUUGCGCGGGUAUAUUCGGAGGAAGAUGAGUGUGAUCGAUAUUCUGACUAGAGUUGACGCGAUCUGCAAGAAGUAUGA